Messenger RNA from Pongo pygmaeus (Bornean orangutan), 4345 nucleotides. It is a transcript of the gene FAAP100, whose product is annotated as FA core complex associated protein 100. The record is from RefSeq and is a predicted model, not a curated record. Bases 766 to 3411 code for a protein of 881 amino acids. Gene Ontology annotation, biological process: interstrand cross-link repair. The transcript has 10 exons. Gene Ontology annotation, cellular component: nucleoplasm; Fanconi anaemia nuclear complex. Lineage: Eukaryota; Metazoa; Chordata; Mammalia; Primates; Hominidae.
GGGGUUCCUUGGUCAUUUACUAGUGAACGGUGUUCCUGGUUUCCGCUCUCUUCCGGGCAUGGAGGAGGUGUCCGUAUUGCAGGCCCCUCCACGGGCGUUCUCUGAAACCCCAUUGGUGUACUCCCUGUCCCCACGUGUUCAGCCACGGAGGGACGGACGCACUUCCACCUAAGCUGGCUCACUCCGCUGGGCCCUGAACGUGGGGGCGGCCGGGGAGCGGCUCGCAGAGCACACGGCAGAGACCCAUCCCUAGGAUGACAAGAGCCGGCGCUGCCCCACCCCGUCCCCGGCUGGAGUGCGCUCCGGCAGGACCCAGCUGUUCUCCGAGAGCCCAGAGAAUCGAGGCGUUUACGCAAAAGCCCGAGGAGCUGAGCGCUUGCUUCGGGGAGACGCCCCGAAUGGAGCGGGAUCCAGCCCCGCCCAAGAGCAACCUCUGCUCGGCCAGGACCCGCUUCCCCACCCUGGGGAACCCGUGCAGCAGCCGGGGCCAUGAAGCCGCCGAGGGCUCCCACCAGCCCGGCCGGGUCAACCUCGACCUGCGGCACGGUGCCGCGGCCCCUAGGAUGGCUCCCCUGCUCCCCGCGGGUCCCAGCGACCGCCCCAGCUCCCCGAGUCCCAGCAGCGCGUCCUUUCCGGCCCGCCCCCGGCACCGCCGACCGCUUUACGGCGGAGGUCGCGCCGCACAGCAGGCUGCCGUAAAGCGCUCCCAGGCGGAGCCGCCGCCGCGCGGCCGGGGCUCCUCACUCUGACGGGCCCGCGUGCAGGAUGGCCGGCGCCGCGCCGCGGGUCCGCUACCUGGCGGGCUUCUGCUGCCCUCUCGGGGGCCUGGCGGCGGGCAAGCCCCGCGUGCUGUGCCAUGAGGCAGAGGUCUUCCUGUCCACCGGGAGCGAGCUCGUCUACGUGUACGACCAGGACGGCGGGCUGCUGACCGCGGCGUUCCGGUUCCCCGACCAGGUGUGGCACCUGGAGCUGCUGGCGCCGCGCAGGUUGCUGUACGCGCUGUGCGCCCGGAGGGGCCUUUACUGCCUGUCGCUGGACCACCCGGGCAGGAGCAGGUCUACGAGCCAGGAUGACAGGGACAGCGAGGAUGGUGACCAGCCUUCGCCCGUGAUCCCUGUGGACCCCGACGCCUGCAUACUUCCUGAUGCUGCGCUGUGCGCGUUCACCUUGCUGGACAGUGUGCUGGUCACCCUGGUGCAGGGCCCUACGCGAUGGAAGAUGCAGCUGUUUGAGCAGCCCUGUCCUGGGGAGGACCCCCGGCCAGGAGGCCAGAUCGGUGAGGUGGAGCUGUCCUCCUACACACCCCCAGCCGGGGUCCCAGGAAAGCCUGCAGCUCCCCACUUCCUUCCAGUGCUGUGCUGUGUGUCACCGUCAGGCUCCAGGGUCCCGCACGACCUGCUCGGGGGCUCCGGGGGCUUCACGCUGGAGGACGCCCUCUUCGGGCUCCUCUUUGGAGCUGAUGCCACCCUCCUGCAGUCACCUGUGGUCCUCUGUGGUCUCCCUGAUGGCCAGCUCUGCUGUGUGAUCCUGAAGGCCCUGGUCACCUCCAGGUCAGCCCCUGGUGACCCAAAUGCCCUUGUCAAGAUCCUCCAUCACCUGGAGGAGCCCGUCAUCUUCAUAGGGGCCUUGAAGACCGAGCCACAGGCUGCAGAAGCCGCAGAGAAUUUUCUGCCUGACGAGGAUGUGCACUGUGACUGUCUGGUGGCCCUUGGUCACCACGGCCGGAUGCUGGCCAUCAAGGCCAGCUGGGAUGAGUCCGGGAAGCUGGUGCCCGAGCUGCGGGAGUACUGCCUCCCAGGCCCCAUGCUCUGCGCUGCCUGUGGUGGGGGUGGCCGCGUGUACCACAGCACCCCUUCUGACCUCUGUGUGGUGGAUCUGUCUCGGGGAAGCACCCUGCUGGGCCCUGAGCAGCCCGAAGAAGGCCCGGGAGGCCUGCCCCCCAUGCUGUGCCCAGCCAGCCUGAACAUCUGCAGUGUCGUCUCUCUGUCCGCGUCUCCCAGGACGCAUGAAGGUGGCACCAAGCUCCUGGCCCUGUCCGCCAAAGGCCGCCUGAUGACCUGCAGCCUGGACCUGGACUCUGAGAUGCCUGGCCCAGCCAGGAUGACCACAGAGAGUGCAGGCCGGAAAAUAAAGGAGCUGCUCUCUGGAAUUGGCAACAUCUCUGAGAGAGUGUCUUUUCUAAAGAAAGCGGUUGACCAGCGGAACAAGGCACUGACAAGCCUCAACGAGGCCAUGAACGUGAGCUGUGCACUGCUGUCAAGCGGCACGGGCCCCAGACCCAUCUCCUGCACCACCAGCACCACCUGGAGCCGCCUGCAGACACAGGAUGUGCUCAUGGCCACCUGCGUGCUAGAGAACAGCAGCAACUUCAGCCUGGACCAGGGGUGGACCCUGUGCAUCCAGGUGCUCACCAGCUCCUGUGCCCUCGACCUGGACUCGGCCUGCUCCGCCAUCACCUACACCAUCCCCGUGGACCAGCUCGGCCCCGGUGCUCGGCGGGAGGUGACACUACCCCUGGGCCCUGGUGAGAACGGCGGGCUCGACCUGCCCGUGACCGUGUCCUGCACGCUGUUCUACAGUCUCAGGGAGGUGGUGGGCGGGGCCCUUGCCCCCUCGGACUCUGAGGACCCCUUUCUGGAUGAGUGCCCCUCCGAUGUCCUGCCAGAGCAAGAGGGCGUUUGCCUGCCCCUGAGCAGGCACACAGUGGACAUGCUGCAAUGUCUGCGCUUCCCUGGCCUGGCCCCGCCACACACACGGGCCCCCUCCCCACUCGGCCCCACCCGAGACCCUGUGGCCACUUUUCUGGAAACUUGUCGGGAGCCUGGCAGCCAGCCAGCAGGACCCGCCUCCCUGCGGGCCGAGUACCUGCCCCCAUCAGUAGCUUCCAUCAAGGUGUCGGCGGAGCUGCUCAGAGCUGCCUUGAAGGACGGCCACUCAGGCGUGCCCCUGUGCUGUGCCACCCUGCAAUGGCUCCUUGCUGAGAAUGCUGCUGUGGAUGUCGUGAAGGCCCGAGCACUAUCUUCCAUCCAGGGAGUGGCCCCUGAUGGCGCUGACGUUCACCUCAUCGUCCGAGAGGUGGCCAUGACCGACCUCUGCCCAGCAGGGCCCAUCCAGGCCGUGGAGAUUCAAGUGGAAAGCUCCUCUCUGGCCGACAUUUGCAGGGCGCACCAUGCCAUUGUCGGGCGCAUGCAGACGAUGGUGACAGAGCAGGCCGCCCAGGGCUCCAGCGCUCCUGAUCUCCGUGUGCAGUAUCUCCGCCAGAUCCACGCCAACCACGAGACGCUGCUGCGGGAGGUGCAGACCCUGCGCGACCGGCUAUGCACGGAGGAUGAGGCCAGCUCCUGUGCCACCGCCCAGAGGCUGCUGCAGGUGUACCGGCAGCUGCGCCACCCCAGCCUCAUCCUGCUGUGACCAGGCGGGCCUGCCCCUGGCCGCGGCUCUGGCUACGCUUCCAGCCUCUGUAAUAGCCCCCCAGGCCUUCAUGGUUUUAGAGGAAAACCGAGUUGGCCUGGCCAGAGCCGUCAGGGAACGUGGGACCUGGCCACGUAGGAGCAGAACACUCAUGAGAGUGCUUGGAGGCCGUGGAGCACAAAGCAGAUUCUGACUGGGAGCAACCGAGGCGGGCCCUGAACCUGGCCGGUCCAGCUUCGCGUCCUCUGCUGGUGUCUCUCCGUCUCUGACCGCAGCCGCAGCCCUUACACUCGCCUUCCUCACUGCUGGGCAGCCUUUCCGCCACAGCAGCAGCCCCUGAGGCCAGGAGGCAGUGCGGUGCAUUCUGGACCCCGAGGGCCAGAGAAACAGGAUUUCUGGGGUUUGGACUUCGGGUGAGUUUGUAACUGUUGCUGCCACACCGCCAGGAGCACCGGCUGCCCCUCUGGGUGGCACUACCAGGUGCCCCACGGUACCCUUGUCACACUGUUCACACCUGCCCGGCUGCCCACUCCGGGACUCCGAGGUAGGAGGGUGCUCCCUGAGACCAAAGCACAAAACAGCAUGCAGGGAGCUCCUGCAAGUGCCCGUGGCCUCAUGCCACACCAAGGAAGGGCCAUCGGGUGGCCUGUGGCCGGAAUGCUCAACACCUAGGUGCCUCCGGCCGGGGCAGUACCCAGCACUGUGCACUAUUUUCAGGGCCACUCAGGGUGGCGCUGUGGCCCGGGGGCGCCCUGAGCCCCAGCCCCCAGCUGCCUCCCUCAGCCUGGGCUACGGCCCACCUCCUGGUGCUGGUGUUUUCAUCUGGGGAGGGUGCUCGCGCCGCUCCCGCUGCAGGCACUGUCCGCAACGAGUGCGGGUAGGAGCCGUGAGGUGCUUCUCUGCUGUGACAAACGACCCUGUCUGUGAAACUUCA